This is a messenger RNA of Gastrolobium bilobum, 384 nucleotides long. Its product is annotated as glutaredoxin-C1-like. The record is from RefSeq and is a predicted model, not a curated record. NCBI's taxonomy places the organism in Eukaryota, Viridiplantae, Streptophyta, Magnoliopsida, Fabales, Fabaceae. The transcript has a single exon. The coding region runs from base 1 to 384 and encodes 127 amino acids. Gene Ontology annotation, biological process: anther development; negative regulation of DNA-templated transcription. Gene Ontology annotation, cellular component: cytoplasm; nucleus.
AUGCAUUACCAAGCCGCAUCAUGGGGGAGCUACGUGGCACCACCGAUAAGCACCAUGGUGGUGGGAGACCCACUGGAGCGGAUAGAGAGGCUGGCGUCAGAGAACGCGGUGGUGAUAUUCAGCAUAAGCACAUGCUGUAUGUGCCAUGCCAUAAAGAGGUUGUUCUGUGGAAUGGGGGUGAACCCAACGGUGCAUGAGCUAGAUGAAGAUCCAAGAGGGAAGGAUCUUGAAAGAGCUUUGAUGAGGCUUUUGGGUUGUUCCUCUGUGGUCCCUGUGGUGUUCAUUGGUGGAAAACUUGUGGGUACCAUGGACAGAGUCAUGGCAUGCCAUAUCAAUGGCACUCUUGUCCCUCUCCUCAAAGAAGCAGGUGCUCUUUGGCUUUGA